Rhipicephalus sanguineus (brown dog tick) is the source of this 9437-nucleotide messenger RNA. Its product is annotated as palmitoyltransferase ZDHHC3. Gene Ontology annotation, molecular function: protein-cysteine S-palmitoyltransferase activity. The coding region runs from base 122 to 1075 and encodes 317 amino acids. Lineage: Eukaryota; Metazoa; Arthropoda; Arachnida; Ixodida; Ixodidae. Gene Ontology annotation, cellular component: Golgi apparatus; endoplasmic reticulum. The record is from RefSeq and is a predicted model, not a curated record. The transcript has 6 exons. Gene Ontology annotation, biological process: protein targeting to membrane; peptidyl-L-cysteine S-palmitoylation.
UGUGGAAGAUCAUGAGCGGCGCGGCUGAAACUAGCCGGAGCGGCUAGUGCAUACUUGUUUGCGGUCUUGAUUUUGACAAUUUUCCUCGACGAUCUCUUAUUCGAGGACUGUGAAUAAUGGUAUGGCAAUGCGAAUAGAUUGUCCAUUGCGACGCAGCCACCGUGUGGCACAGGCGGGCCCUGUGCUGCCAAUGGCCAUGCAGGACCGUGUGUCACCAGCAACAGAUGAUCGAGUGCACUGCUGUGGUCGGCGGUUUUGGUUUGUGCGGGACAUCUGUGGCAUCAUCUGUGCUGUGAUGACAUGGCUGUUGGUGCUGUAUGCCCAGUAUGUGGUGGUAGGCGUUAUACUCUUGCCAUCACUCUAUACCUACUAUGGCGCCUUUCACUUAUUGCUCUUUGAGCUGCUGGCCUUUUUGGCUGUCUUCUCACACGUACGCACCAUGGUGACGGACCCAGGUGCAGUGCCUCGAGGCACAGCCACGCGUGAGGCAGUGGAGCAGCUGGGCCUGAGAGAAGGUCGGCUAGUUUACAAAUGUCCCAAGUGCAGCUGCCUCAAGCCUGAGCGGGCUCAUCAUUGCAGCGUGUGCCAGCGAUGCAUCCGCAAAAUGGACCACCAUUGCCCUUGGGUCAACAAUUGCAUUGGCGAGAAUAACCAAAAGUUCUUCGUCCUCUUCACUUUGUACAUAGCAGUGAUCUCCUGCCAUGCAUUUUUCCUGGCAGUCAACCAUUUUGUUGGGUGCAUCAACAGUGAAUGGAGCACCCGCGGGAUUCCUCAUUCUUCAACAGGAUGCUCACCCGGCUCCCCAGCGGUCACCGUCAUCCUGCUCAUCCUACUCAUCUUCGAGGCGCUACUGUUUGCCAUUUUCACCCUGGUCAUGUUUGCGUCCCAACUGCAAGCCAUCUGGAAUGAUGAAACGGGCAUAGAGCAGCUGAAGAAGGAAGUGGCCAGAUGGCAGAAACGCUCUCCAUGGCGGAGCAUGCGGGCUGUCUUUGGGCGCUUCUCUCUCUCCUGGUUUUCACCCUUCACAUCGGCUGGAGAUGCACCCCUUCUCCCAGGUUACCUGUACGCUGUCUAGCACCAUUUCUGGAGCUGAUGCGAAUGCAAGCAUGGUGAACGUUGCACACCUCCCUCACGAACCCAGGGCUCCUAUUUGAGCCUAGGUUAUACCUAGCGUCUUGCAAGAAAUGCAUCUAAGUCUUUUUGUGGAAGAAACUUGACGCAGCACUACAAGCCAUUCAUUGUGAAAGCACUUUAAUGAGAAACGAAAAUCUAUGUGAAGAUACUGCAAGCCAUCCCAGGUUCCACUCCUAGAAGGCACUGGCACAGCACGAUGAGUUGGCUUGGCUGUUCUCUUUUCCUCUGUGGUGGAAAUGUUUGUGGUUAAGCAAAGACUGAAGAGGGCCAGAAUACAAGUGUGCAUUUUAAUAAGCAAAGUGACAGAGGUAGUGUUUAUGUGCCCGCUGCUCAUGUGGUACACUAUUGGAGGUGUGUAUAGUAUGUGUAUCUUAGUAUAUGACCUGCUAGACUUACAAGCUGUGAAAAAGCGACACACUUGAGGUUAUUCUUUUUACUACAAGAUGUUUUAUUGUACCAUCUGAUUGUUUCAGCCAGGGGUGGUAUUCCCAGAGAUCACUUUUCGGGAUACUGUCACUUCCAUGUAUUGGUGUUUGUAGGUGGCAGUGUUCUCGGUCUUAAUGUCAAGUGUACUGUCUUAUCACAGUGCAAAAACACUGUCACCUGUAUAUGCCGGCGCAUCUGGUGCUAUUCGCCCGAAAUUUUGUGAAAUAUCUCCGAAAGUGAGCACCAGAGAAUACCAUCCCUGAACAGUAUAGAUUUUAAGCAGUAAGUCUUAAUAUCAACGAAAGGCAGCAGUAAGUGUCUGAAGUGGCUUAAGAACAAAUUUUGGGGCAGUUUGAUAGCACUAUUUGUGAUGUUCACUUAAAACUACGUUUUUUGAAAACGGAUGCUACUGAACAGGAAAGGUCUGGACUACUACUUUUUUUUUUCGUGUUCUUUGAGUUCCAAGUUUCAAAAAGUUAGAAUUAUUCAUGAAGCUCAUUUACAGAAGCCUGCUUUACAGAAGCCUGCUUUUGUGAAAAGCAGAAAAUAUGCAGUGAUCUGAAAUAUUAAUGGGGGAUAUAGUUGUGUAAAAUGCAGUAAAUAUGGCAUGCAUCGCUGAAUGACUUUGGAACUUGGAUAUUUUAAACUUGCCUGUAGGCAACCAUUGAUAUCUGUUCACUUGAUUGUGUUACUUUGUACUGUAUUGAAUGCUUGUACGGUAAUGUUGAUAUGAAAUAAUGCUGCACCUAAGCACUUUGCAAGGCUAGAGUAGUAGCAGCAUAAAAACGCACAAAGUGUCUUUAGAGGUCUGCUUUUUAACUUGGAGUGAAAAUUGUUGAAAGCUAUUUUAUGUAAAUGCUAAGAAACAUAUACAACCCAAAAUUCUUAAGGCUCUAGAGCCUUUAUUUUGUAGACCUGUGCAUCUGUAAUGAUGCUCUGUGUCAUGUAUUGAAACAUUGUCAGAAUGCAUGAAAUCACAAAUGAAGUGGUGUAAUUUGAACACAACUUGUACGGCAAAAUUGAUAGUUUGCCAUAGAUAUAAGGUUGUCAUUUGAAUGUUCUGUAACGUGUGUGUGCUUUGUACCUUUACUGUGAAAAAUUUCGAGCAUUGUUGUACAAGAACACACUGUUGUACAUGUUAUUUGAAAACUACAUUAUUUAUUUUUCAAAAUCUGGUCACCACAUAUGUAACACUAUCAGGGCACUAUACUCACUUGAAUAUCUAGCUGGAAAUGUGUUUUUUUACAUGUGUAGGCAUUAGAAGACAUGACCAUUUACGCCUGUUAUGACAUUUGCACAGAUUUCUCUAGAGACUUGCUAGACAUGCUUGGGAGUGCUUCCUUAAAAGCCGUUUAUGAAUUGGCUGAAGCUGUGUGGAACGCUUUUGUGCAUACUGGAAAAAAAAAGCAGUUUAUAAUGUGGAUAAAUGUUGCCUGAUCUAAGCCCUAACAAUUGUGCUUUGCUGUAUUUGCAUGUCAGUAGCACAUAUAGCAUUUGCUGUGUGUUAUAGUCAUUCUGAAUGUGUGAGUCUGUGUUAACUGUUGAAGACCAGCAGAGAAGAUAAACUGGAGAAUAGACUUUUUUUUUUGUUUUCUGCUUAUACAUAAGCAUUUUCAUGUCACUGCCUGGCAUUGUUGGUUUGCUUGUAUGUGUUUUGAUUUUUUUAGCCAUUUUUGCUUGCCUGACGUAAUUUAGAUUUGUGAUCCUUUGGUUGGUUGUGAAUGGGCUAUGAACAUGUUUAUGAAUUGCAAUGGCUAUGUGAUUACAGUAUGAGAAGGGUAGGAAGGCACUGUAUGAAACUGGCGUGUUCUUUUUAUGUGUUGUCAGCUAGCCGAGCUGCACCACUGCAGACCUCCUGAUUCUCAGUUCUAAACAUAUAACAAUAAGCUCCCCCCCCCCCUCCGUUAUAUUCAUUUCUAUGUGGCAUGGCAGUGCUGUUUUUGUUUUUGUGAACAGUAUCAGCAUACAGGGUUCGUACAGGUCCUUGAAAACCUUGAAAACCCUCGGAUUUGAAAAGUACAUUUUCAAGGCCCUUGAAGGUCCUGAAAUUGUGUUCUGUCCUUGGAAAAUCCUUGAAUUCUGGGACCAGUGCAGUCUAAAGUCCACAGUGCGACCUGCUUUCUGUUGUAGAUUAGCGUCGAUGUGGCAAACUUUCCAUUUCAGAAACAAUACACUGUGCGAGUUCGCAUGUAUUCUGUUUGUUCAUGCCUUGGCCUAUCGUUCAUUUCACUCCUCACCCGUCAGUGCAUCUUGUCUUGCUUUCUCUCUCUCUCUCUACUUAUCUCCUUAUGACUUCACUCUUGUCUCCUGCAUUUAUGAUGCUUUUUUUCCUUGUCAAGCGAGCGGUGCAUGUGUUUAGUACACUAACAAAGUCAAGCCUUGCUAAUACUACUAGAGAAGUCUCAGCACCUGUCCUGAAUAUUUGUUGUGCGUUGGCAACUACUUCAGAUAGCAUCAAGGCUAGACUUUUAUACAGUAUAAUAAUACAGUUGAAACUUGAUCUAACAAAACCCGAUUUUGAGUAGUUCCUAAUCUAAGGAAGAAAUCUGCAUUCCCCGGCAGGUGUUCAUAAGGUUCAACGUUGUUAGCUUGAACUAACGAAACUAGCUUGUAACCAAAACUGAUUUAGCGAAGUUUUUUUCUGUAAUAAAUUAGUAAAAAUAAGCACCAAUUUUCUUUUUUUCUUCUUUUUUUUUUAUAGAGGUAGCUUUUUGCUUCAAGUGCGGGCACUAAUGCCAUUGCGUUAAAACACUUGUCGGCCAUAGUCACUAGCCUGGUUUUAUGUUGACAAGGCUACGCGCCACCUACAUGCACGAAACAGUUGACUCAGCAGUCACACUGUUGCAUAUCAGAUGAUGCUAUGGGCGGCGGUGGUUUAUUGUUCCCGUCAGUGCUCCCAUAGGCACACAUACUACUGUGUGCUUUCGUUAUUUCAUGAUUUAUGCGACCGAUGGCACUGAUCGUCUGCUCGCAACUUUCUUGCUCGCCCUGCUCGCAUAGUCACUGCACUCGUUCUCCCCGUCUUUGCAUUUCAGCAGCAUGUCAUUUCACGUGACUGUCUAGCUGGCCUGCAUCGCCUGGACCAUAGAUGUGAGGCUCAAUGUUUCAUACACCUGAACAAACUUGUCACACGAGCACGCAUGGGUUAGUGGCAAAAACAAUGCUGUGGUAGAUUUUGGGUGUCUCUUACAAUUUUAAGUUUUGAAGGACUGAAAAACCGCUUUCUCAAUUGUACAAACUUCCCGAUUUAACAAGGAAGGAAGAUAAAUUUUAAGAGCUCGUUCUUUCUUUGUUAGACACAAUAUUAUUGAGAACUAGCAGACAGUAAUGCCAAGGAAAGUAUAGGGGAUGUUGUUUGUAGUAAUUAGGAUAUAAAUGUGAAGAAAGUAAAGUGGACGAAAAGAUAACUUGCUGCUGGCAGGGACUGAACCUGUGACUUUCGAAUAACGCGUCCGAUGCUCUACCACUGAGCUACGGCGGCGGUCAUCCUCCCGUCCACUUUAUGGGGUAUAUAUAUGUAUUUAAACCUAGGAGUGUUAGUCAGCGCCGACUUCUUCACACUUAUAUCCUAAUUACUACAAACAACAUCCCCUGUACUUUCCUUGGCAUUAUUGUCUGUUAGUUCUCAAUAAUAUUGUGUCUAACAAAGAAAAAAAAACGAGGCCUUAAAAGUAAUCUUUUUUCCUUCAUUCAUAGCGAGGGUCUCGUUCUGGCAGACUUGAUGACUUCAGGUAGUAUGCGAGGCAUUAUUGGUCAGCUGCCAGCUCAUAAAAAGAUCACGUACUAUGUGAUGCCAAACAGGCAGAAAAAGAGUGUUCCACACUCGCUGCCAUGACUCUGAUCGGCGCUUACUAACAUUCCUAGGUUUAAAUACACAUAUAUACUCCACAAAAUAGACGAAAGGAUGACUGCCGCCGUAGCUCAGUUGCAGAGCAUCGGACGCGUUAUUUGAAGGUUGCAGGUUCGCUCCCUGCCGGCAGCAAGUUAUCUUUUCGUCCACUUUACUUUCUUCGCAUUUAUAUCCUAAUUACUACAAACAACAUCCCCGAUACUUUCCUUGGUAUUUCUGUCUGUUAGUUCUCAAUAAUGUCCGAUUUAACAAAGUAAUUUGAGCGUGGUGAUGACUUCGUUAAAUUGUGUUUCAACUGUAUAUGUAUAAGUGCGAUACAUUUAGUCAGAAUUUGAAACACUGUUAUAGUAAAGAAAAAAAAAUCUUCAUUUGGAUGCCGUUUUUUAGUCCUUGAAAAACCUAUGACAGGCCCUUGAAAUUCCUUGAAUACCCUUGAAUCUUUUCCUUUGAAACCUGUACGAACCCUGCCAUAGUGACACUGUUCUUGUCACCCUAAAAAAUAAAUAGCCAUGUUUUUAGGUGUGAAAAUGGAAUUACAGAACUCAAGAAUAGAGAUAGAGAGGUUCCCUGCUUUUGAAAAUAUAUUACGUGCAUAUGUUGUAUCCUGUUAAUGGUCGUGUCAUCUUGUUGCAGUGUGACUUGAGUUGGGAUUUAUGCAACAUGUCUGAGGACAGGUUUGAGAAAUGUCCUUAGCGUCAACUUUAUACAUGCAUCAAAACUUGUGGUAGCCUCGGUACUCACCGGAGUCGAGACCACUGCGGGUUCAGGCUUAGCAAGCCACAGGGCCGCGUCCGCUGUUGCCUGCUCACGUGUAGCGCACCACUCCGCGCGCGCUCAGCUUGCAAAGGCGUCGAGCACCGAUGACAAAACAGACAGUGUUCGAUCUAACAAUACAACAAACACUUUAUUGCUUUUGGCGGCCCCCAACAAACUGCUUGCACUUUGUUUUCAGCAGCAUUGUUGUCCCAGAAUGUCUCAAAUUUGCCCUGGGUGUCCUGAAAACUUCGGUUGUCCAGCUUUUUUAUAAUUCUUCCAGUCAUUAAGCAGAUGUGCUUUACUUACUGAGCCAUUCUGCUGCUGGUAAAAACGCAUAAUAUUAUGUAAUAUUCCAGGCACUCACCCGCGAAGUGUCAGAGGCUUGUUAUAGAUCCAUUGAGCUAAUGCUUACUGGCAUACACUAAUUUGUGUCUUGUAUGUACUACAGUGUAUACUUCACAUAGUUCAACUGUAACAGAGUGGGAAUUCGUUCAAGAGUUAUUGAUGGGGCUCACUACUGUACACUGCAGUGUUGCAUACGUUGAGCCCAUGUGAAAAGCAAAAGUAGCAUGUUUUGGGUUUAUUACAGAAUUCUUGGCUACUUCCGCCAGUGCACUUGACAUGUCCCCUUGACACGUCCACUUGACAUGUGUGGGCUUGCUUUAUGCAGCUCCGAGAAACGUCAAUACAUAUGGAUUUUUAGAGUUUCGUUAUGAGGUUGGAUACAGUAGGACUUGAUGCCAAAGUGAGCUUGAAACAUUAGAUUCUGUAGCAAGAUCGUUGUGUGGCCCUGCUAAAGAAAAGCUCUUCACCAAACCUUGUAAGAUUAGGGAAUGGCAAUUAUGACUUGUGCGUAAAAUAAGCACUCAAUUUUUUUAUUUUUGUUUUUCUAGAAGGCUGACUUCAAGAAUAUCUUGAAGGAGAAAAGAAGUGUAGGUGAAGUGUGUAGCCACUUGAGGUAUUCUCGACAAAUUAUUUAUAUGUUAGAGAAUAAAACAAAAUAUUUCUUGGUGGCCGAGACAUGAUAAACAUUUAGAUGCCAUGCUUCAUAACCUUCAUUUCCAAUAAAAACAACCUGAACAUAUUUUGACUAUCCUUGAACCACCCUUUAACACUUCCCAAUUUUCUCCAGACUUUAGUCUUGUUGCUGUCCAGGUUUUUCCAAUUCUACGCAUCAGCCAAUUAAGAAUAAUGGGUUGUAUGUGAAUGCUUUUUAAAAUGCCCUGCACCAGGUUUUGUCGUUGUAAAGAAAGAACCCCUGUCAUGCACUGACAGCAUGCCUGCAAGAUAUGACACCUGUGCGCACCACAAAAAGAGCCAAGGACUCAAACGUAAGCUUGUAUGCCCUGUAGUAGCCAGUCUGCUAGGCAGUAAGAGAUGGGCAUUAGAUCUGUCAAGCCACAGAGGCUUUCUGUAGCAUUAAAUAGUCAGCAGCAACACAACACACUAGCCACUGGGCCAAAACCACUACUGAAAGUUGCAUCACUUGGACAAAAAAAACAAAAACAUGCAUACACAUGAACAUUAUAAAAGGGGGUGGCACUUGUGACCCAUAUUAUGGACCUACAGCUCCAAUGUAGGGAAAUGCAAGGGAGGAAUAUUGCUUCUGGAUGCUAGUCAAGGCAAAGAGAGAGCCUGUGGUUCAGGGACAACGGUUACCUCCUCACACCAUGACUUCGCAACGUUUCGUUUGCUUCUGUCUUUGUUAUGGCCGAACGCUUUUCAGAUAUUUUUGCAGAAGAAUGCUCCAUGGGAUAGGGCAUCAUGAGUGGCCCCUUGAGUAGUAAUGUGUGUGUAGUGUCCCAGCUAAGUAACUAUAUCUAAAAUCUUAUGACUUAUGAAUGGGAGACUUCUUGCUGCAGUCAUCUUCUGAAAGGAAAUUUCAGGUAUUUCUUAUUCUGAACAUUAUCAUGUAACAGGCAUUUUUGUUGUUUAAUUGCUGAAAACGAUUUUUCAAUGAGAAAGUUACAAAAUUUAAAGUCGAGUACUACAACGUUACUUUUUGAAGAGGUGCUGUUACUCACUAUGAGUGUUCUUGUAUAUUGAGCACAGCCUGCAAAACACUGGAAUAGACUGGCUUUACUGUGUCUUAUAACUGCUAUUCAGAUGACAAGCAAACACACAGCAAGACACCCGUGAAACUACCGAAUGUUUUUAGUCCAUAAAAAACUAGAUGAAUUCUAACACAAGUGCAUUUAUCAAGUGUCUACUUUCGCUAGUAGAAGCAAUGACAAUUGAACUCCUUGUGUUGUUAUUUGUCAUAUUUAAUGCAGUCAUUGCUAUUUGCAGUCCAGUUUUUAGGAUGCAGUAUCUCCAACUUAGCUGUGUUCACUGCAUUAAUGACUGACACGAUGACUGUGUUUUAUUGUAAGAACGAGAGUCACCAAUGGCAAUGACCUAUAGAUGUGCUACCAAAAACGGCAUCCUAAAUGGAACGGUAAAAUGGACAUUUUUGCUGAUGAAUGUUCAGACAAUGUCGCUUUUCUUUUGCUUAAAAAAGGCUAAUUUGGAGGCAGCUUCAUGAGGUGUUAUAUAAUAUUUAUUAUAACCUGAUAAAAUUUAAAAAUUAUCUCAACAUUUGAGUCCUCGAACAACACUAGCGUCCUUACAGAUUGCUAGAAAUUUUUCUAAUUGUUGUGCAGCAGUGCUGUGUGUUUGUGUCUGGCCAUGUUUGAUUGUAUUGUACAUUAAUCAAUAUUGCAUUUCUUUGCAGCAUCAUCUGUUUAAAGUUCGGCUCUACUUAGUUGGAGAUGAUGCACUGUACCUUCAUACAUAACAUUUCCAAAAUAUGCAGAUAGGGGAGGGUUCGGUAGGGGGGGAUGACACUAUUCGGUACUGCCAUGAAUGUUAUGGCUGGUAAAACGCAGCAUUUGUAAACACUGAACCAGAACACAGCAGGUGCAUGCUUUCUUGCAUUCAACGCUUCGUCCAGAUCUGCAAAAGGUAAUAGGUAUUUCAGGUAUUUUUCUAAUGGCAGCCUUCACUGCGCAUGCUUGCUGUGGAUCUUUCAUUUUUUGUUUUCACUACCAUCGAUGUAUGUGACAACCUGUGUCACGUUCGAGGCACUUUGUUGUGAUCUUUGUUGUCCUGAUGACUGUUUUUGACGUGGGAGACUGUGAUUUAUUUGGUGGUUUCUAAACAUUGUGAUGUUCAUAUUUGUUUUGUAUAGAAAGUGUUAUUGAACUGUGUGAAUUAUGUGCUGCAACACUGACCAGGGUGGGCAGGAUAAUGGCAGUGACGUAAGUAAAAGAAAAAUUAAGGACAAACAAAA